CACAGACAGAUGGUUAUUGAGCUUGCACAGUUCUGCAAACCAGUCGCACAGGAUACAUUGUUGGAGAGCACACUUAUGCACACACAUUUUAUUUAUCGAGUUACUUUUUUGCAUUUGCCAGCAUGUGCCUGAUUGUACUCCUGCUCCUUAGCUUCAUUGAUUCCAUUUCCUGCACUCAGUUCCUGGCACCGCUGAACAUGGGUGGAGUCAUGGGUCAGGUACAAUUUGACUCCACCACCGAGAUGGCCACAGUCAACAUUUCUGGCGCUGGGUCAUGUGGUACCUUAAACUUUUCCCUCACUGAGUUUCCUGUCAUGUACGGCCACUUUGCUGAACCAUGCACUGAGGCAAACAUCGGCGUUAGUGUUUUCACAUUCACCGCUGAUCCCACCUCAACCUCUACUCUCAAUAUUUCAAGUCUCUUUCAACAACGUUCAAACCUGGAUGACCUCUCGCUAACUCUGCAGACCUGUAACAACACUCAAGUAUGCACUGUUGUAAGUUCUGGUCAAACAGUCUCGACAAGUCAGGCAAGGUUCAAUGGAGAGAUUGCUGGCAAUGUUUACAUCCGACGUAAUGUUGGACAGGACAGCGUACGGGUCCUUACAGACCUCGUUACAAUCGGUCAAGUCAAUGCCUCACAGACCAAUAGAACACUCUACGGCUCAGUGAGCUCAGCUGCAAGCUGCGAUGUUCUCCUUGGCAGUUUAGAUACCAGCGCUUUGACAGAUCUGGGUGUCAUUAACAUUGGAACCCCUGUGCAACUCGGAAAGUCUCGCCUGGACUUAACAAACUUCCAGAACAACAUUGCCUUUCUCCUCCUUCGUCCAGGGUCAACUUUCAUAUGUGCUAAAAUCUAUAAUGUGCCAGAGAAACAAGUGAGCUCUCUUGUGGAUAUGAAAGGGAUAAGUGGAUACAUCAGCUUCCGCCAGGCCUCCCCUUUUGAUCGGACAGAGUUGAGGGUCAAUCUGAGGAACUUGCGGGGCUUGGUUGGUCCUUAUCACGUCCACAAUUUUCCUGUACCUUCCGGCAGAACGUCUUCCUCAAAUCUUUGCUCCAAUGACAAUUUGGGCGGCCACUGGAAUCCAUUUGGUGUAAACAGUAGUUCCCCAACAUACCCGACUGUGCCAGGAUCAACACACGACAUGUAUGAGGUCGGUGACCUUAGUGCAAAGCAUAUGUCCCUUGCCAACAUGACCGAGGCAAAUAAGACAUUUGAAGACUUCAACCUUCCUCUUUUCGGACAGAACAGCAUUGUUGGUCGGUCCAUUGUGAUUCACCUACUAGAUGGUGCCAGGUAUGUUUGCGCCAGCAUCGGCUAUCCCGGUGAAGUCGUUGUUGGUAGAGCCAGGUUUCAGAGCCCUGUGGUUGGGGACAUGGUGUUCACCCAGCUGAAGGACAAUCCUCUAUCUGACGUAUCCGUCUUUGUGGUUCUGUCCUACCCAAACACCUCAAUGGCCUCAACCCGAAACCACAACUGGCAUAUCCACACCUACCCCAUUAGCUCAGAGAGGGACGAUGACGAGAUGCGCUGCAUCACAACAGGAGGUCAUUGGAACCCCUUCAAUGUCGACACAGAUGACAUUAGCUAUGAUCUCCACUGUGGCCCAUACACCCCGAUCGCCUGUGAAGUAGGCGACUACUCCAGUAAACACAGCGUUCUCAACUUCAGCGCCACAGUUGGCGGAGUGGAAUCAAAAAGUUUCUUCACAGAUGUCACUUCCUGGCUGCCAGGGUCAGGUGUUAUUGGUCGAUCUGUGGUCAUACAUCAGGCAGAAGGAGGAGGUCCAAGGAUUGCUUGUGCAAAUAUCACUAUGGUGCGUGUCCCCAAAGCAAGCCUAGGACCAUGGUUUGGCUCUGGCAUGACAACCGGAAAUAUCCAUUUUUACCAGUGGAUCCCAAACGGCCCCACACGUGUAAACGUGUCCUUGUUCAAUCUGAAUGCCAUGGCUGGUGGUUAUCAUGUUCACAUUUUGCCCAUCAAUCCAAACGACGCAGACCCAUGCUCAAAUGCAAACAUUAUGGGACACUACAACCCACUGUCCGUCAACAUAUCGCAGUCCCCCCCACCUGGAACUGGCACAGUUGACCAGUAUGAGAUCGGUGAUAUCAGUGGGAAAUUCGGGUUGCUGACAGACCUCAAUCAAACUGAGGAGGUCUACAUAGACAGCAACCUACCAUUAACUGGACCUCACAGCAUCGUUGGAAGAUCCGUGGUGAUCCACUACACGAAUGGAUCAAGGAUGCAGUGUGCUACCAUCUCUGCCGACAGAAAUACAGAUGGAGAAUGGGUCAAUGCCACGGCUGUUUUUAGUGGUUCUUUGAAUGGGACAGUUAAGCUGGUGCAGCAAAUGUUUCCUGAUGGAAGUAGCAGUGAUACCAUCCUGCUGGUGGACCUGCAGUCUUUAGCAAGACCCAAUCUCACAGAAGCAUCACUGUUCAUAUCCAAUAACCGCAUCAGCGGCACCAACAACAACCAGUGUGCUGACUACCAGGGAACCUUUAACCCUUUCAACAUGGCAUCGCUGAAUUCCAGCUGUUCUCUUGACUACCCUCUGAGCUGUGUAGUGGGGGAGGUAUCAGCAAGACACGGCCCAGUCAGCUUGACUCAGGAACAACUCUACACCGACAGUAUCAUAGAACUUUCUGGGGAUAACACAGUGGUCCACAGAUCUGUGGUGUUGAAGGAUGGUGAUGACAUCAUCGCAUGUGCUGACAUCCUCCCAGUAUCUCCCUCUGCAACCCAGACCUUUCCCACGGUGCCAAAUUUCAGCAGAUAUGAUUUCCGGAGUAGGGUUGCUAAUGUCCUGCAGGUGGCAACAGCAAGAGUGACCCUCUUGGGCCCCACCCCCACAUCUAUAAAUAAAGGAACAUGCCAACAAGUCAACUUUAUGGUAUCAGGGGAUGUUAGUGCAGAUCUUCUGAGCUCCGUCAGAGACAGUGAGAUGAUGGGCAUGUUCAGAGAGUCGGACAUCUGCAUCCCAAAUUCCUGCACUCAGUUCCUGGCACCGCUGAACAUGGGUGGAGUCAUGGGUCAGGUACAAUUUGACUCCACCACCGAGAUGGUCACAGUCAACAUUUCUGGCGCUGGAUCAUGUGGUCCCUUAAACUUUUCCCUCACUGAGUUUCCUGUCAUGUACGGCCACUUUGCUGAACCAUGCACUGAGGCAAACAUCGGCGUUAGUGUUUUCACAUUCACCGCUGAUCCCACCUCAACCUCUACUGUCAAUAUUUCAAGUCUCUUUCAACAACGUUCAAACCUCGAUGACCUCUCGCUAACUCUGCAGACCUGUAACAACACUCAAGUAUGCACUGUUGUAAGUUCUGGAAAAACAGUCUCAACAAGUCAGGCCAGGUUCAAUGGAGAGAUUGCUGGCAAUGUUUACAUCCGACGUAAUGUUGGACAGGACAGCGUACGGGUCCUUACAGACCUCGUUACAAUCGGUCAAGUCAAUGCCUCACAGACCAAUAGAACACUCUACGGCUCAGUGAGCUCAGCCGCGAGCUGCGAUGUUCUCCUUGGCAGUUUAGAUACCAACGCUUUGACAGAUCUGGGUGUCAUUAACAUUGGAACCCCUGUGCAACUCGGAAAGUCUCGCCUGGACUUGACAAACUUCCAGAACAACACUGCCUUUCUCCUCCUUCGUCCAGGGUCAACUUUCAUAUGUGCUAAAAUCUAUAAUGUGCCAGAGAAACAAGUGAGCUCUCUUGUGGAUAUGAAAGGAAUAAGUGGAUACAUCAGCUUCCGCCAGGCCUCCCCUUUUGAUCGGACAGAGUUGAAGGUCAAUCUGAGGAACUUGCGGGGCUUGGUUGGUCCUUAUCACGUCCACAAUUUUCCUGUACCUUCCGGCAGAACGUCUUCCUCAAAUCUUUGCUCCAAUGACAAUUUGGGCGGCCACUGGAAUCCAUUUGGUGUAAACAGUAGUUCCCCAACAUACCCGACUGUGCCAGGAUCAACACACGACAUGUAUGAGGUCGGUGACCUUAGUGCAAAGCAUAUGUCCCUUGCCAACAUGACCGAUGCAAAUAAGACAUUUGAAGACUUCAACCUUCCUCUUUUCGGACGGAACAGCAUUGUUGGUCGGUCCAUUGUGAUUCACCUACUAGAUGGUGCCAGGUAUGUUUGCGCCAGCAUCGGCUAUCCCGGUGAAGUCGUUGUUGGUAGAGCCAGGUUUCAGAGCCCUGUGGUUGGGGACAUGGUCUUCACCCAGCUGAAGGACAAUCCUCUAUCUGACGUAUCCGUCUUUGUGGUUCUGUCCUACCCAAACACCUCAAUGGCCUCAACCCGAAACCACAACUGGCAUAUCCACACCUACCCCAUCAGCUCAGAGAGGGACGAUGACGAGAUGCGCUGCAUCACAACAGGAGGUCAUUGGAACCCCUUCAAUGUCGACACAGAUGACAUCAGCUAUGAUCUCCACUGUGGCCCAUACACCCCGAUAGCCUGUGAAGUAGGCGACUACUCCAGUAAACACAGCGUUCUCAACUUCAGCGCCACAGUUGGCGGAGUGGAAUCAAAAAGUUUCUUCACAGAUGUCACUUCCUGGCUGCCAGGGUCAGGUGUUAUUGGUCGAUCUGUGGUCAUACAUCAGGCAGAAGGAGGAGGUCCAAGAAUUGCUUGUGCAAAUAUCACUAUGGUGCGUGUCCCCAAAGCAAGCCUAGGACCAUGGUUUGGCUCUGGCAUGACAACCGGAAAUAUCCAUUUUUACCAGUGGAUCCCAAACGGCCCCACACGUGUAAACGUGUCCUUGUUCAAUCUGAAUGCCAUGGCUGGUGGUUAUCAUGUUCACAUUUUGCCCAUCAAUCCAAACGACGCAGACCCAUGCUCAAAUGCAAACAUUAUGGGACACUACAACCCACUGUCCGUCAACAUAUCGCAGUCCCCCCCACCUGGAACUGGCACAGUUGACCAGUAUGAGAUCGGUGAUAUCAGUGGGAAAUUCGGGUUGCUGACAGGCCUCAAUCAAGCUGAGGAGGUCUACAGAGACAGCAACCUACCAUUAACUGGACCUCACAGCAUCGUUGGAAGAUCCGUGGUGAUCCACUACACAAAUGGAUCAAGGAUGCAGUGUGCUACCAUCUCUGCUGACAGAAACACAGAUGGAGAAUGGGUCAAUGCCACGGCUGUUUUUAGUGGUUCUUUGAAUGGGACUGUUAAGCUGGUCCAGCAAAUGUUUCCUGAUGGAAGUACCAGUGAUACCACCCUGCUGGUGGACCUCCAAUCUUUAGCAAGACCCAAUCUCACAGAAGCAUCACUGUUCCUAUCCAAUAACCUCAUCAGCACCACCAACAACAGCCAGUGUACUGAUUACCAAGGAACUUUUAAUCCUUUCAACAUGACAUCACAGAAUUCCAGCUGUUCUCUUGACUACCCUCUGAGCUGCACAGUGGGGGAGGUGUCAGCAAGACACGGCCCAGUCAGCUUGACUCAGGAACAACUCUACACCGACAGUAUCAUUGAUCUUUCUGGAGAUAACACAGUGGUCCACAGAUCCGUGGUGCUGAAGGAUGGUGAUGACAUCAUCGCAUGUGCUGACAUCCUCCCAGUAUCUCCCUCUGCAACCCAGACCUUUCCCGCAGUGGCAAAUUUCAGCAGAUAUGAUUUCCGGAGUAGGGUUGCUGAUGUCCUGCAGAUGACAAUAGCAAGAGUGACCCUCCUGGGCCCCACCCCCACAUCUAUAAAUAAUGAAACAUGCCAACAAGUGACAUUUAUGGUAUCAGGGGAUGUCAGUUCAGAGCUUCUGAGCUCCGUCAGAGACAGUGAGAUGAUGGGCAUGUUCAGAGAGUCGGACAUCUGCCUGCCGAGAAGUGCAGGUUUGCUGCUGAGGUCCACGAACAUUCUCAUCAGCGUGCUGCUUGCUGCUAGCUGCCUGCUAACAUGAUUAUACAACUUGACUAUACUUUAGACUCACUGCCAUCUUCAACCUCAUGUUGUUGAACUGAAUGUGUUUUUGGAAUGGAAUGCACCACAGGUCAAUGUGGUCAUCUGACCUUCACAAAUGAUGUAUUAACAGCAACAAACUUCACUUUCCAUAGCGUAUAUAAUUCUUGCAUUUCAUUUGCACUAUUAAGUAUUUGAGAGAGAUCAGUUACCAUUCCAAAACUCUAAUUGACAAUACUGUAUACAUCUGUAUAUAUGGAUGUACUAUAUAUUUUCAUGUACAUUUGUAUGUAAAUUUAUGAUUAACUAAAUAAAU
Molecule: messenger RNA, 6197 nt
Organism: Dunckerocampus dactyliophorus (ringed pipefish)
Lineage: Eukaryota; Metazoa; Chordata; Actinopteri; Syngnathiformes; Syngnathidae
Gene: cusr
Product: Copper-only SOD repeat protein
Exons: 18
Coding region: 123-5882 (1919 amino acids)
Biological process (GO): superoxide metabolic process
Molecular function (GO): metal ion binding
Source: RefSeq, a predicted model, not a curated record